Molecule: messenger RNA, 2508 nt
Organism: Effrenium voratum
Lineage: Eukaryota; Dinophyceae; Suessiales; Symbiodiniaceae
Source: the annotation of a GenBank genome assembly
AUGAUUUCGCUAGAACUCUUGCGCUCAUGUGGAGUCCCGUUGGUGACCAAAGAGGCUGCUGUCCUUCAGCCAAAGCGAUGCAGUGACAUCCCUGGGGAUCAAAGCACACUGCCGGAGCCACUGAAACAGCACGGGCACCCGAAGCCGCAGUUGGCGCAGCAGUUGGAGCGUUCCGAGAUCACGGCGGUCCAGUCACGGGUGGAGGAGGAGGCGAGGCGCUUGGGCCUAGAAGCCAAGCUCUUGGCUGUGGAGGCGGAGCCACCGUACUACGAGCAGAGCUUGGAAUGGCGCCGGGACCGGCUGGGCGCAUCAUCCGUUGAGGAGCUGUGCAAAAGCGUGGUCCUGGAGAACACCAAGGAGGCGGGGGCGGAGUCCGGGCGUGUGCGGUGUGUGCUGGUCAUCGUCCAAUACGUCGGCAAGCUGCACAAGGAGAAGCUGAUCAAGGUGGUGCAGGCGCUGGAGGCCUCCAGAGGUCUGCCCCCCUUGGGCAAGAAGCAGUACAACAUGCGGCUCUUAGAGGGCACCGCGUGUCAAGAGAUGACCGGCUUCGGCCACAACGCAGUGACUCCCCUGGGCCUAGAUCUUCCCAUGAUACUUAGUGAUGCCAUUGCACAACUUCCAUCUGGGAAAUUUUGGCUGGGCGGAGGUCACGUGGAUCUUAAGCUACGGCUCAAUGUGGGUGAAGCCGUUGAGGCUCUUCGGUUGACGGUGGCAGACGUGACGUACAAGAAAAACUACAAGCUGGAGAAGGCCGAGGCGGUUCUACUUCGCUGCACGCGCCACGCAGAAGAGCGGAGUGGUGCGUGGCUGGUGAAGUACUUGAACCACAUCUCCCAGGUCCGGAUGAAGCAGAGCCGAGACGUGGAGGCAAUGGAGAUGAUGUACGAGAUAGAGUCGCUGGCCAACUUCCCCAUGCACGAGCCAGGUGCCUCCGAGUUCUACGAGACUCUUUUCAGGAACAUGAGCUCGUCUCUGCGCCGGAUGGGAAGAGAGGACGACGCGGCUGUGUACUUCAUCAAGAUGGCGGAGGCUACUCACUACCACAAGAAGCAGCUGGAUUGGAUGGAUUUGUGGGAUCUCGGGAUCCUGAUCGCCAACCGUGCGUACCAGGCUGGCAGGUGGCCUGAGUUCUACAAAUCGCGGGAGAUCAUAGCUGAGGCAGCUGGGCAAGUGCAUGCAAAGAUGGCGGAAGGCGGAGAUGCACCUCAGCACAUCCAGCUCAAGGUGAAGGACCAGCAGGGGAGCGAGGUCCAAUUCAAGCCCCUCGGCGCAGCAAGAUGUUGGGAUGCGGAGCUGGAUGUCAAGGGUCGCGAUGGCCGCGAGCUGAAGCCCAUCCAGAAGGACAUGUCGUCAUCUGACAGAUCAGACGAAAGCGAGGUGGACUCAGACGGAUUCAGGGCUACUGUUGCUAAAACGGCCAAAUCCUUCGUCGGCGGUCACACAGUUGUCAAAUGGGUGAUUCCGUUUGUUCUCGUUGGCAUCAGCUCCGUUGUUUGCAUGUGGCUGCUCCACAUUGCAACCUUCUACUAUGUCAAGGGUAUCAUUCGGUUCGAGGCUGCGUUCAAGCCAGAUCCUACCUACAAGGAAGAUGCAGUGACCGCAAAGCUGUUCUCUCCUGGCUUGAGCGAGAAGGAUGUGUCCUUCGGCUCACUUCAGGACCCGAUUGAAGCGCAGCUGGGCUUUCAGGAUGUGCCCAUCAAGGCUCUGGAUCUCAUCGCCGCCGUCUUUCCCAUGAUCUGGGGGGUUACGGUGAUUUAUCUGCAAGAUGUGCAAGCCUGGACGAAAGUCCUGUUGUGCCAUUCGGUGCUGGCAUUCGGCAAAGGAGUCUUUGGAGCAACCACAAUUAUUCCAGACAGUAUUGGCUGGGCGAAUUGCAAGAAACGGCUGGGACCAGAAGGGCUGCAGUACUUCGAAAGCGAGGUUCCGGAGCCGGCCAAGCACGGUCUGUGGGCGACCCUCAUGGCCAUCCUGGGCAUUGAGCUCAUGGGACCACAUCAAGAUCGGAUUGGCGCAGGGAUGCGCUUUUGUGCCGACAUGCUGUAUUCAGGUCACACAUAUUUCACGAUCCUGUACAUUUUGGGGCUAUGCGAGCUACUGCGCCUGGCAAGCCCCAAGUUCAUCAAAAACCCGACGAAGAGGUCUAUAUUUCUUGGCAUCGUGUAUACGCUUUGCAUUGCUCAGCAGUGCUUGGAGAUCACUUUGGUGCUGCGAAACCGAUUCCACUACACGACAGAUGUUGUGAUGGCUGUUCUUCUCACCUUCUUAUGGUACACCUCGGCUCCGAUCUGCAUUGCGGCGAAAUGGUGGGCGCAGUUGGGCAAUGCGGACCCGCAGCCUGCCGAGGGGCAGCGUGAGAGCUUCGUCCUCAUCCCGCGCAGCGCCUUGUCGGGCGACGUGUGGCUCCCUUCGUUCUGCGUGCCGUUUUGCUGCAUCAACGGCAAGCAUCAUGUCAUAAGUGAACAUCAGUUGAAACUCUGGGAAGAGGAGACUGGAGCAGACGACCCCUGA